AUGGCGUUCCAGAUCACGCGUUGUGGCAUUCACGCCUUCCACGAGACCCUUGGGAUCGACACCGACAAGAUACGCGUCUUUUGGGUCUUGCAAUCAGACUUUGCCGAUGCUCGGCAAACAGCAUACCGUGUUGAGAUAUCGGCAACGAAAUCUUUCGACGCCAUCUGCUGGGAUUCUUGCAAAGUAGAGGGAAACCAACAGCGUAACGUCCUUUGCGCACCAGAUGGCGGCUUCCAAUCAGCAUCCUUCCACUACUGGAGAGUGACUGUCUGGGACCAAGAUGGCAACACAUCACAAGGCGCCACCAAUGAGUUCUUCACCGCAUAUCCAAGGUCGAGUGGCUUGCUCCCUCCCUACAGCAUGAACCAAACCUACAUGCCUCACACCAGCCUGAUCUUCCGGACCUGGUUCGAAGAUGAGGCCAAUCGAUGGAAAGGAGUAUGGAUCGGCGACAAUGGUGAUAAGCCCAUCUACGUGCGCAAGGCAAUCCAUCUAGACCGACAGCCGUCUCGUGCCAUCGUGCUCGCCAGUGGCCUGGGCCACUUCAAUUUCGUCUGUAAUGGCGACCCCUCGGCGGCAAAUGGCCACAAGCUCGAUCCCGGUUGGACCAAUUACCACCGCACGGUCCAGUUCACUGCUUACGACGUUUCGGGCAUCCUGAAGCAGGGUGAGAACGUGCUCGGUGCUCACAUUGGCAACGGCUUCUAUGCUGGCGAUCAAGGAGAUGAUCGCUUCUUCUGGCCUUGUUACGAAGACAACACCUAUGUCCGAUAUGGCAAUGAGCUGUGCUUCUUCGCUGAGCUGCACCUCUUCUACGAAGACGGCAGUCGCGAGACCAUUACUACUGGCCCUGACUGGAGCCUACGCAAGAGCGCAACGACACUUGCGAACAUCUACUCAUCCGAGACCAAGGACCUUCGUGCUUAUCCACACGGCUGGGAUGCACCAGGAUUCCAGGAAGAUGUGCAAUGGAAGAAGGCCACGCCAGUCACAGGCCCAAGGGGCAAGCUGAAGUACCAGAACCAGCCCCCGGUGGUUCUGCACGAGACGUACACGCCCAAGACACAGAAGACACUUGAGCCCGGUGUUGUCGCCUUCGACUUCGGUCAGAACAUGACCACCAUGGUUAAGGUGCAAGUUUCAGGCCCUGCGGGCUCUGAGGUCAUCGUGCGCUUCUCGGAGACGAUUGGCGAGGAUGGCAAAGUCCUCAUGCCAGACCCUCUGUUCAAAGCCUUCGAGACUGAUGUGUUCUGCAAAUUCACGCUCGCGGGCACCGGCGUCGAGACCUGGGAGCCCGACUUCUGCUUCACAGCCGCACGCUACAUCCAGAUUGAGGGUGCAGCCAUCGAGUCGGAUAAUCCCAACGGCCUACCAACAAUCAUAUCUCUCGAGAGCCGCCACAUCUCCUCUGCCGCCCGUCGGCUAGGCACCAUGACAACAGACAAAGAGGACUGCAACCAGCUGCUCAGCAUGUGCUACUGGUCCUUUGUCUCCAACCUCUUCAGCUACCACACCGAUUGCCCGCAGAUCGAGAAGUUUGGCUGGCUCGAAGUAACCCACCUGCUUGCGCCUGCAACGCAGUACAUCCGGGACAUGGAGUCGCUGUACAGCAAGAUCCUCUCCGACAUUGUCGACGCGCAGGAGCCCAACGGGCUGUGCCCGACCAUGGCGCCCGAAAUCCGCUACAUGUGCGGGCCACUGCACGACACCAUCACCUGGGGCGGCGCCGUUGCGCUGCUGCCGGAGAUCCUGCGAUUCUACUACGGCACCACGCACGUCUACGAGAAGCUCUUCGAGCCCUGCGUGCGCUACAUGGAGUACAUUGCCACGCAGGAGCGAGACGGCGGGCUGAUCGAGCACGGCCUGGGCGACUGGGGGCGCGACAUUGCGUUCGGGAACAACCAGGCCAACAUUGAGACGGCGAUCUACUACCGUUGCCUACGCAACAUCCAGGGCAUGGCGGCCGAGCUGGGCAAGCCGGAGCAAGAAGCGCGCUUCAAAGCCUGGGCCGAGCGCAUCUACGACGCGUACAACGCACACCUGCUCGUCGCAGACAAGCAGAAAUACCCCUACGCCUUCUACACGUCCCGCGACGAGCCGGGCGUACAGGACAGGAACAUGGUCGCGCAAGCCUUUGCCCUGCAAUUCCAUCUCGUGCCCAGCGCGCACAUUCCCGACGUCCAGCGCGCCUUCCUCGCCAGCUGCACCGACUCGGGGCACCGCAUCCAGGCCGGCGAGAUCGGGCUCAAGUACCUGUGGAACACGCUCGCAGACGUGGACCGCCCGGACAUCGUGCUCGACAUGGCGCGCCAGCAGGAGCACCCGAGCUACAUGCGGUUCCUCCGCCGCGGCGAGACGACGCUCAACGAGUUCUGGCAGGACGCGUGUCGCUCCAAGUGCCACGACAUGCUGGGCACCAUCUACGAGUGGUUCUACGAGGCGGUGCUGGGCGUCAAGUGCGAGGCGGUGGCGUAUCGGACGUGGACUGUGCGGCCGCCGCUGAAGUCGGAGUUUGGGCACGUCAGGGGCGAUGUCGAGUGUCCGUAUGGCAGGAUCGAGGUCGAGUAUUGGAGGGAUGAGCCGAGUGGGGGGGUCAGGAUGAAGAUCUCGGUGCCGACGAGUACGGUUGGGUAUUUGUUGCUGCCGGGCGAUGAGAGCGAGGCCGACGUUACUCGGCAGCAGAAGGAGCCGAGCACUAUUGUGGAGAAGGGCAAGAGGAUCGCUCUGAAGCCCGGGCGGUAUGAUCUAGUGCUGAGGCCAUGA
This is a messenger RNA of Didymella exigua CBS 183.55, 2763 nucleotides long. RefSeq names its product glycoside hydrolase family 78 protein. Lineage: Eukaryota; Fungi; Ascomycota; Dothideomycetes; Pleosporales; Didymellaceae. The record is from RefSeq and is a predicted model, not a curated record. The transcript has a single exon. Gene Ontology annotation, biological process: carbohydrate metabolic process. Bases 1 to 2763 code for a protein of 920 amino acids.